AUGGAUGUUGAAUUAUCAACUAUAAAGAAAUGGAUCAUACUGUAUCCAGUUUACAUAAAUUCGAAAAAAACUGUAACCGAAGGAAGACGAAUUUCCGUUUCCAAAGCAUGUGAAAACCCUACAUGCGUUGAAAUCGGUGAUUGCUGCUCUUUUCUUAAACUUCCAUUUGCAAUUGAGAUUGAUAAGGCUUGUCCUCGUGAUUUCAUGCCAAGGGGGGACCUUAAGGUUUUGCUGAAAAGAGAAGAUGGAACUCUUUGUAAUUCUUCCAUUUCAUCCCGAAAGCAACUAAUGCUUCGUGUUGCUGAGAUGGUACCAAAACAUCAUGGAAGGACUAAGAAGCAGGAGACUGUAUCAGCAUCAAGCACCGCUCCUUCCAACAAAUCCGGGAAGGGUGGAAAAAAGAGGAGAUGA
Molecule: messenger RNA, 411 nt
Organism: Vicia villosa (hairy vetch)
Lineage: Eukaryota; Viridiplantae; Streptophyta; Magnoliopsida; Fabales; Fabaceae
Product: signal recognition particle 19 kDa protein-like
Exons: 4
Coding region: 1-411 (136 amino acids)
Biological process (GO): SRP-dependent cotranslational protein targeting to membrane; SRP-dependent cotranslational protein targeting to membrane, signal sequence recognition
Cellular component (GO): signal recognition particle, endoplasmic reticulum targeting
Molecular function (GO): 7S RNA binding
Source: RefSeq, a predicted model, not a curated record